Messenger RNA from Dermacentor silvarum, 936 nucleotides. RefSeq names its product adult-specific cuticular protein ACP-20-like. The transcript is spliced from 3 exons. The record is from RefSeq and is a predicted model, not a curated record. Lineage: Eukaryota; Metazoa; Arthropoda; Arachnida; Ixodida; Ixodidae. Gene Ontology annotation, cellular component: chitin-based extracellular matrix. Gene Ontology annotation, molecular function: structural constituent of chitin-based larval cuticle. Bases 1 to 936 code for a protein of 311 amino acids.
AUGGACCGCAAGUUAAACAUGCUCCUCGAAUUGCCGACUAAGGUAAACGGCAUUGAAGAAUCCAUCCAGCUACUCUCAGAUCGCUUUGAUGUCAUACAGCAGCGCCAGGACCGCCAAGAAAAAGAACUCAAAGAUCUUAGGCGGAAAGUGGAGAAUAUUGAAAAAUCCGGCGCCACAAAAGAGCUAGAACAGCUUCAGACUGAUAUCGAGGCACUUGAGUGGCGUAGUAGAAGCCUCAACAUCGAAAUCCACGGUAUUGCUGAAACGAAGGGGGAAGAUCUUCUUGAGAAGGCAGCGAUAUCCUCCGCCCUGCUCUUCGCCGUCCUGGCCAACGCCGGUACUCUCCGCGGUGGAUACGGUGGCGGUGCUAUCGGCGGUCUCGGAGCAGUCGCCGUUGGGAUCGGAGGCGGCUACGCCGGACGUGGCUACGUCGCCGGCGGCGGAUACUAUGGAGGAGGUUACAGGGCCUACGAAGAAAACAGGCCGAGGCCGUACAGCUUCGGCUACGUAGCUCAGGGAGUGGAUGGAUCCAGCUCUCGCCAGGAGGUGGGCGACGGCAGCGGCAGCGUCCAGGGAGAGUACACCCUGAGCACGGCCGAAGGCGGCCAGCGGAAGGUCAAGUACACGGCCGACGCGGGAGGCUUCCGCGCCGUCGUCGACACCAAUGAGCCGGGCACGCAGAGUGAGAGCCCCGCCGACGUGGCCCUGCGGUCGUCAUCGCCACCGGCCUACCUGCUCGCCUCCAAGUACGGUGCUGCCGGGUCGUACGCCGGGGUCAGACCGCGAGCAGUGUACGGAGGCGCCGGCGGGCUGUACGGAGCGGGUGCCGCCGGAUACGGGAGUGCCGGCCUUUACGGAGGUCUCGGCGGCCGAGGCGUCGGAGUGUACGCCGGUGGAGUCGGAGUUCACGGAAAGCACGGCGUCGGCUGGCACUAG